Molecule: messenger RNA, 1749 nt
Organism: Microdochium trichocladiopsis
Lineage: Eukaryota; Fungi; Ascomycota; Sordariomycetes; Xylariales; Microdochiaceae
Product: NADP-dependent oxidoreductase domain-containing protein
Exons: 3
Coding region: 117-1640 (507 amino acids)
Source: RefSeq, a predicted model, not a curated record
CGCCAUUUGACCAUGUAUAAAGUGUCACAUGAUAGUUGAGCCGACGCAUGGGUUUCUCGGGCGCCACAACGACGACGGGCAGAAAGGCAUACUGCACACACACAAGCUGAUCGAACAUGUCGACCACCAUGGAGCGAACAACGAUUGCGGGGGAUAUCGAGAUCCCCCGCAUGAUCAACGGGCUGUGGCAGCUCGCCGACAUGAAGGUCGACAUCCCCAACGCCGCGAAGGCAAUGGACUCGCUGAUCGCAUCGGGGCUGUCUUGCUUUGACAUGGCAGACCACUACGGCGAUGCAGAGCUGGUGAUCGGGAAGUACAACGGCAGGCCAGCAGUCGACCCCCGCAGCAUCACGGCCUUUACCAAGUGGUGCCCGCAAGAGAACGGCAUCACGACGUUUGAGCACGCCGAGGCUGCCGUGGACCUUGCGCUGUCACGGAUGGGGCAGAAGCGCAUCGCGCUGAUGCAGUACCACAUCUGGGACUACACGGACGACACGUACCUGCAGAACCUGGCGCACCUGCAGAAGAUGGCCGACCAGGGCAAGCUCGGCGCCGUCGGGCUGACCAACACGGACGCGGCGCACCUGGAGCUGCUGCUGCGCUCGGGCUACCGCAUCGCGACCAACCAGGUCAGCUGCUCCGUCAUCGACCGGCGGCUGGUGAGGGGCCGGCUAGGCGCCGUGUGUGCCGAGCACGGCGUCGGCAUCCUGGCCUACGGGACGCUGCUCGGCGGCUACCUCAGCGAGAAGUGGGUUGGCGCCCCCGAGCCCACCGACGAGGCGGCCCUCAACUGGAGCCUCCGCAAGUACCUGCGCUUCAUCCGCGCGGCCGGCGGCUGGGCUGCCUUCCAGGGGGUCCUCCAGGCCCUCGCGGCCGUGGCUGGCAAGCACAAAGUGUCCAUUCCCGCCGUCGCCACCCGCUGGGUCCUCGACAUACCCGUCGUCAAGGCCGUCAUUGUCGGCAGCCGCCUCACGCCCGAGUCGGACAAGUACACGGCCAGCAACCUCAGCGCCUUCUCCUUCUCCCUGGACCAGGACGACGUCAGCCUCAUCUCCAAGGCCCAGGAGGCCCUGGCAGACAUCCCCGGCGACAACGGCGACGAGUAUCGCCGGCCCCCAUUCCUAACCGCGUCCGGGGACCUGAGCCACCAUAUCCACGGUUCGGCGGACAGGAUCAAGGCUCUGGAGGAGGCCGUUGCCCAGGGGUCCAGGAUCGAGUACCACACCGGGAGCAAGUGGGAACCCAUAGCAGGCUACUCCCGAGCCGUGAGGGUCGGCAAUGUAAUUCGAGUAUCUGGCACAACGGCCAACCCUCCUCCCCCUCUCACCGACAGCAUGGCCGCCAUUGGCGGCAAGUCGGCACGCUGCCAGACGACGGCCAUCCUCGACAUCAUCGCCCGCUCGGUCAAGGCGCUGGGCGGCAGCACGGCGGACAUCGUCCGCACCAGGGUCAUGGUCCGCAACGAGGAGGACUGCGAGGAGGUCAGCGAGGCCCAUGGCUGGGUCUUUGGGUGUGAAAAGAUCAGGCCGUCCAACACGCUGGUCACGACGAGCCCGAUUGGCGACGCGUUCCUUGUCGAGAUCGAGGCCGUGGCCGUGGUUGGGAGCAGUAGUCGACCUGUUGUCAUCAUUUCACAGUGAUGGGAUGGCCUGUAUAGUUGCUUUGAGCACUCCGUAAAUAGCGUCUGAUGUGUUAAAGAAUGGUAAAGGAGUUAAUGAGCCAGGAAUUGGCUAUCUGCCUAUCUCGACA